GCGCCGGGGCAGGCCCAGGAGGCAGAGGAGGGACCAUCUCCCCCGCCCCCCCAGCCCCCACUCCUCCCCCUGCUGCUCCCCCCUCCCUACCCGGACUCCGGGGGCACCGCCGGGGGACAGACACCCAGCAGGUUUCCCCAGGCAUCAUGUCAACCCCAUAGUAACACCCACCCCACUGUUUGUGGUUUGCUGCACCCCACUGCUGGGGCACUGGUUCCAAUGAGACAGGCACACCAGACUCCAUCUGGCUGUUACUGAGGCGGAGACAGGGGUGAUGAUUGGCUGUGCGGGCAGAGAGGGACUCCUGUGAUUGGCCAGGCCGCUGGAGCUCGCCGCCGCUGCGAGGACUCUCCCACGGAGGCCGGAACGGUCUGGGAAAGGCCCUGCGCAGCCAUCUGGGGGGCAGUGGGCAUUCUUUCAGCAGUUGGAGCAGGACCAUCGCCCCAGAGAACUGGGGCAGGGGGCCUUGCCCGAUCUCCAGGGCUCCUGGGGCCACUGCUGACCUGGCUGGAUGCAUCGGGCAGUGGACCCUCCAGGGGCCCGCACUGCACGGGAAGCCUUUGCCCUUGGGGGCUUGAGCUGUGCUGGGGCCUGGAGCUCCUGCCCGCCCCAUCCUCCUCCUCCUCGAAGUGCAUGGCUGCCCUCAGGCAGGUGCUCUGCCAGCAUUGGGCAGCCCCCACUCCCUGCUCCCCUGCCCCCUUCACAUGGCAGUAGCUCUGGGCACCCCAACAAACCAUAUUAUGCUCCAGGGACACCCACCCCAAGACCCCUCCAUGGGAAGCUGGAAUCACUGCAUGGCUGUGUGCAGGCGUUGCUCCGGGAGCCGGCCCAGCCAGGACUGUGGGAGCAGCUUGGGCAGCUGUACGAGUCAGAGCAUGACAAUGAAGAGGCCAUCCGCUGCUACCACAGUUCCCUUCGUUAUGGGGGAAGCUUGCCUGAACUGGGGCCCCGCCUCAGCCGACUACAGCAGGCCCAGCUCUGGAAUUUUCAUGCUGGCUCCUGCCAGCACCGAGCCAAGGUCCUGCCCCCACUGGAGCAAGUGUGGAACUUGCUGCACCUUGAGCACAAGCGGAGUUAUGGAGCCAAGCGGGGUGGUCCCCCAGUGAAGCGAGCCGCUGAACUCCCUGUGGUGCAGCCUAUGCCCCCUGCAGCGCUCUCAGGCCCCUCAGGAGAGGAAGGCCUCAGCCCUGGAGGCAAGCGCAGGAGAGGCUGCAGCUCUGAGCAGACUGGCCUUCCCCCUGGGCUGCCGCUGCCUCCACCACCGUUGCCACCACCCCCACCGCCACCACCUCCACCCCCGCCACCACCUCCACCCCUGCCCGGCCUAGCCACCAGCCCGCCAUUUCAGCUGACCAAGCCAGGGCUGUGGAGUACCUUGCAUGGAGAUGCCUGGGGCCCCGAGCGCAAGGGAUCAGCACCCCCAGAGCGCCAGGAUCAACGGCACUUGCUGCCUCACCCAUACACAUAUCCAGCUCCAGCCUACACUGCACACCCCCCUGGCCACCGGCUGGUCCCGGCUGCACCCCCAGGCCCAGGCCCCCGCCCCCCAGGAGCAGAGAGCCAUGGCUGCCCGCCUGCCACCCGUCCCCCCGGAAGUGACCUUAGAGAGAGCAGAGUUCAGAGGUCGCGGAUGGACUCCAGCGUUUCACCAGCAGCAACCACCGCCUGCGUGCCUUACGCCCCUUCCCGGCCCCCUGGCCUCCCUGGCACUACCACCAGCAGCAGCGGCAGCAGCGGCAGCGGCGGCAGCGGCAGCAGCAGCAGCAACACUGGUCUCCGGGGCGUGGAGCCAAGCCCAGGCAUUACCGGCGCUGACCAUUACCAAACUCCUGCGCUCGAGGUCUCCUCUCACCAAGGCCACCUGGGGCCCUCCACACACAGCGGUCGGAAACCAUUCCUGGCGGCUCCCGCUACCACUCCCCACCUGCCCCUGCCACCUGGCCCCCCCUCGCCGCCACCACCCUGUCCCCGCCUCUUACGCCCUUCGCCCUCCCCUGCCUGGCUGAAGGGCCCGGCUUGCCGGGCAGCCCGAGAGGAUGGAGAGAUCUUAGAGGAGCUCUUCUUUGGGGCCGAGGGACGCCACCGCCCUCCUCCCCCACCCCUCCCCCAACGUGAGGGCUUCUUGGGGCCCCCGGCCCCUCGCUUUUCUGUGGGCACUCAGGAUUCUCACACCCCUCCCACUCCCCCGACCACCAGCAGUAGCAGCAGCAGCAGCAACAGUGGCAACCACAAUAGCAGCAGCCCAACUGGGCCUGUGCCCUUCCCCCCACCUCCCUAUCUGGCCAGAAAUAUGGACCCCCUUCCCCGGCCCCCCAGCCCAAUACUGAGUCCCCAGGACCCACCUCUUGCACCCCUGACUCUUGCCCUGCCUCCAGCCCCACCCUCCUCCUGCCACCAAAAUACCUCAGGAAGCUUCAGGCGCCCGGAGAGCCCUCGGCCCAGGAUCUCCUUCCCAAAGACCCCCGAGGUGGGGCCAGGGGCAUCCCCAGGCCCCCUAAAUAAACCCCCCCAGCCUGUGCCGCCUAGAGUUGGGGAGCUGCCUGCCCGAGGCCCACGACUCUUUGAUUUCCCCCCUACCCCACUGGAGGACCAGUUUGAGGAGCCAGCUGAAUUCAAGAUCUUACCCGAUGGUCUGGCCAACAUCAUGAAGAUGCUGGAUGAAUCCAUUCGGAAGGAGGAGGAGCAGCAGCAGCAGGAGGCAGGUGUGGGCCCUCCGCCCACCUUGAAGGAGCCCUUCCCACCUCUGCAGUCUGCAUUCCCCGCUGACGCUUCCCCAAGCCACACUGCUGCCACCACUGCUGCGGCCGCCACCACCACCGCCACCGCCACCGCCACCACCACCACCACCGCCGCCGCCGUCACCCCAGCCACACAGGAAGAGGAGAAGAAGCCACCACCAGCCCUGCCGCCGCCACCACCUCUAGCCAAGUUUCCUCCACCCCCCCAGCCACAGCCCCCGCCACCCCCAUUACCCCUACCAGCCAGCCCGGCCAAUUUGCUCAAAUCCUUGGCCUCCGUGCUAGAGGGACAAAAGUACUGUUACCGGGGAACUGGAGCAGCUGUUUCCACCCGGCCUGGGCCCUUGCCCACUACUCAGUAUUCCCCUGGUCCCCCAUCAGGUGCUACUGCCCCACCACCCACCUCAGUGGCCCCCUGUGCCCAGGGCUCCCCACAGCCCUCUGCUUCCUCUUCAUCUCAGUUCUCUACCUCAGGUGGGCCCUGGGCCCGGGAGCACAGGGCGGGCGAAGAGCUAGCCCCGGGCCCCGGGCCCCCCGCCCCACCGCCCCCACCCCUCCCGAUGCCCCCUACUCGCUCUGAGUCUGAGGUGCUAGAAGAGAUCAGUCGGGCUUGUGAGACCCUUGUAGAGCGGGUGGGCCGGAGUGCUGCAGACUCGGCAGAUCCAGUGGACACUGCAGUCCCAGUGGACAGUGUGACUGAGCGGCUGCUACAGCCCGCCCAGGCCAAGGAAGAGAGCUGUGGGGUAGCGGCAGCUGCCGGGCCAGGCAGCAGCAAGCGGCGGCAGAGGGAGCACCAGAAGGAGCAUCAGAAGGAGCACCGACGGCACAGGCGGGCCUGUAAGGACAGUGCGGGUCGGCGGCCUCAUGAAGGCAGGGCCAAAGCCAAGGCCAAGGCUCCCAAAGAAAAGAGCCGCAGGGUGCUGGGCAACCUGGACUUGCAGAGUGAGGAGAUUCAGGGCCGGGAGAAAGCCCGGCCCGAUCUUGGCGGGGCCUCCAAGGCCAAGCCACCCACAGCUACAGUGUCCCUACCAGUUCCUGUCCCCUCCGCUCAGCCCACCCCCCCAGCAGCCCCUGUCCCCGGGAAGAAGCCGCGGGAGGAAGUUCCAGGGCCACCUGGUGUCAGCCGGGCUGACAUGCUGAAGCUGCGCUCACUUAGUGAAGGGCCCCCCAAGGAGCUGAAGAUCCGGCUCAUCAAGGUAGAGAGUGGUGACAAGGAGACCUUUAUUGCCUCUGAGGUGGAAGAGCGAAGGCUUCGAAUGGCUGACCUCACCAUCAGCCACUGUGCUGCUGACGUUGUGCGUGCCAGCAAGAAUGCCAAGGUGAAAGGGAAGUUUCGAGAAUCCUACCUUUCCCCUACCCAGUCUGUGAAACCGAAGAUCAACACUGAUGAGAAGCUGCCCCGGGAAAAACUCAACCCACCCACACCCAGCAUCUAUCUGGAGAGCAAACGAGAUGCCUUCUCACCAGUGCUGCUGCAAUUCUGUACAGACCCCCGAAACCCCAUCACCGUCAUACGGGGCCUGGCAGGCUCCCUCCGGCUCAACUUGGGCCUUUUCUCCACAAAAACGCUGGUGGAGGCAAGCGGUGAGCACACCGUGGAGGUGCGCACCCAGGUGCAGCAGCCCUCAGAUGAGAACUGGGAUCUAACGGGCACGCGACAGAUUUGGCCCUGCGAGAGUUCCCGAUCCCACACCACCAUUGCCAAGUAUGCACAGUACCAGGCCUCAUCUUUCCAGGAGUCCUUGCAGGAGGAGAAGGAGAGUGAGGAUGAGGAAUCGGAGGAGCCGGACAGCACCACGGGAACCCCGCCUAGCAGCAGCACCCCAGACCCGAAGAACCAUCAUAUUAUCAAAUUUGGCACGAAUAUCGACCUGUCUGAUGCCAAGCGGUGGAAGCCCCAGCUGCAGGAGCUGCUGAAGCUUCCCGCCUUCAUGCGGGUAACAUCCACAGGCAACAUGCUGAGCCACGUGGGCCAUACCAUCCUGGGCAUGAACACUGUACAGCUGUACAUGAAGGUCCCCGGCAGCCGCACACCAGGCCACCAGGAGAACAAUAAUUUCUGCUCUGUCAAUAUUAACAUUGGCCCUGGUGACUGCGAAUGGUUCGCGGUCCACGAGCACUACUGGGAAACCAUCAGCGCCUUCUGUGACCGGCACGGCGUGGACUACCUGACGGGUUCCUGGUGGCCCAUCCUGGAUGACCUCUAUGCUUCCAAUAUCCCUGUGUAUCGCUUCGUGCAGCGCCCCGGAGACCUCGUGUGGAUCAACGCAGGAACCGUGCACUGGGUGCAGGCCACUGGCUGGUGCAACAACAUUGCCUGGAACGUGGGGCCACUCACCGCCUAUCAGUACCAGCUGGCCCUGGAACGAUAUGAGUGGAACGAGGUGAAGAACGUCAAAUCCAUUGUGCCCAUGAUUCACGUGUCCUGGAAUGUGGCUCGAACGGUGAAAAUCAGCGACCCCGACUUGUUCAAGAUGAUCAAGUUCUGCCUCCUGCAGUCCAUGAAGCACUGUCAGGUGCAACGGGAGAGUCUGGUGCGGGCUGGGAAGAAAAUCGCCUACCAGGGCCGGGUGAAGGACGAGCCGGCCUACUACUGCAAUGAGUGCGAUGUGGAAGUGUUCAACAUCCUGUUUGUGACGAGCGAGAACGGCAGCCGCAACACCUACUUGGUGCACUGCGAGGCCUGCGCCCGGCGCCGCAGCGCGGGCCUCCAGGGCGUGGUGGUGCUGGAGCAGUACCGCACCGAGGAGCUGGCACAGGCCUACGACGCCUUCACGCUGGCCCCGGCCAGCUCGUCGCGGUGAGGCCGGACGCCCCGCCCGCCUGCCAGCCCGCAGGGCGCCGCGGGGCCACCAGCACACGCCCGGCCGGAUCCAGGUUCCGCCUCUGGCGGGGAAGGGGCACGGCC
Messenger RNA from Sorex fumeus (smoky shrew), 5646 nucleotides. It is a transcript of the gene KDM6B, whose product is annotated as lysine demethylase 6B. Gene Ontology annotation, cellular component: MLL3/4 complex. Gene Ontology annotation, biological process: heart development; regulation of gene expression. Bases 512 to 5542 code for a protein of 1676 amino acids. Gene Ontology annotation, molecular function: chromatin DNA binding; histone H3K27me2/H3K27me3 demethylase activity; RNA polymerase II cis-regulatory region sequence-specific DNA binding. Lineage: Eukaryota; Metazoa; Chordata; Mammalia; Eulipotyphla; Soricidae. The transcript has 24 exons. The record is from RefSeq and is a predicted model, not a curated record.